UUGGAGCCCAGAAGAAAUUCGUUGUUCUCAUUGGACGAUGUAGUCACCGCCCAAACAAUCCCGGAAAGAGAUAUCAGAGUGGAUUUUCUCAGGGAGCCUGGAUCCUACUAAAACAGGAUCUCCGUCUACCUCUUGUGCCUACAAACUUCUCCCCUUCUCCCUAAACACACACGAGAGAAAUCUCAUCUCUCUCAGCCCUUUGAGGCCGGGGGCGGAGGAAGGUCCAUUAAUAAAACAAAACGGGGCUGGGGAUUUAGCUCAGUGGUUCUGCUGCCUGCCUCGCAAGCGCAAGGUCCCGAGUUUAGUCCACAGUACCAAAAAACCCCCAAAACAAAGCAUAUUCCCGAACCACAUACACACACACAGAGCCUGAAGUGCUUCCAAAAUGCCUCAGUUCACCAAUAUACGACCUUCAGACCCUUGUUUCUUACUACGCCUGCCUCUGGCCACCGACGGGAACCCUUCUAUUCGGUCCCCUGGAGACGCAGAGACGCAGCCCUGGAUGGGGUUCGGGCUGUAACAGCUUAAACACAGAAGAGGGAGUAUGAGUCAAGCAUUUGAAGAAGGGAAGGGCGAGAAGGCCACCAGCCCCCGCAGGACGAGUUUGGACAUGCUGGGUGCUCCCAAGUAGGACCCCACCCACGCUAGGCGCCUCCUUGGAAAGACAGAGGAGAGGGGAUCCCAGUCUUCACAGCCGCUCUACACCUGCAGGGAAUCGAGUGGCCCAACCUGGAUUGGGGUGGGAAUGUCAGAAAACAAGACAGUAACCUUUGGAGCCCUCAAGGAAGAGGGGCCUGCAAGUCUCGACUUUUGGGAUCCCGGUGGCAGAGGAGGCUGGGCACAAGAUGUUUAGCUUCCUUUUGGAUGCUGGUACCCGGAGGCUGCGGAAGACUGCUCUGGAUUCUGACCUCAGCUAUUUUUCACCCCACGGUGAAGGUGGGUCCAGGCCCGCCCCUCCCCAGCUUUUUAUAAGGGCCGAGGCCCCAGGACUCCAGGUUCACAUACCAUGGAGCUAUCCACGAGACAGGACACCUUCCUGCUGCUGGCCUUCACGCUGCUCUGCACCCUUGUGGGGCUUGGGUGCAGUCUAACCUGCGAAGUGUGUAAUGGCCCAGAGAAAACAUGCAGCGGGAAAAUGAGGCAGUGCGAGGACGGCAAGGACACGUGUGUGAUUAUCGUGAGCGAGUCCCACGAAAAGGGCCCUUAUGUGAGCACCGUCAAGACCUGCAUGAAGUCCAGAGACUGCCACUCAGGCUAUGUGUCCACCACCAUGGGACCCAAUAACUACAUGGUGACGAACACGCAUUGUUGCCAGAGGGAUGGCUGCAACAGUGGCUCCGUGCCCCCUCCCCAGUACAAUCGCACUGUGAAUGGCCUGUCAUGCCCCUCCUGCGUGGUGCCCUUCCGGGAUACAUGCGUGGCGACCGAGCUAGCCCAGUGUGUUGGCCAGGAAACACACUGCGUCUACUUGGCAGGCAGAGCAAAGGCUGGAAUCAUCAGUGCCAAGUUUGCCACUCGGGGCUGUGCCACGAAGAGUGCCUGCCACGCCAAGCCUGGGGCUGAGGUGCCCUCAGCCUCCUACUACUACUUUCUCAACCGGGCCGACUGCCAUGAAGCCUCCUUGCCCUAUGGCAGGGCUGAGUGAAGGACCAAGGAAUAUGUGUGGCCUGAGAUGCCCAUUUGUCCUCAGCCUGCAGCCCACCAUGUGCUUAUAAAUUAAAGUUAACAGAGCAAGCCUGA
Heterocephalus glaber (naked mole-rat) is the source of this 1740-nucleotide messenger RNA. RefSeq names its product phospholipase A2 inhibitor and LY6/PLAUR domain containing (gene Pinlyp). Gene Ontology annotation, molecular function: phospholipase inhibitor activity. Gene Ontology annotation, cellular component: extracellular region. Lineage: Eukaryota; Metazoa; Chordata; Mammalia; Rodentia; Bathyergidae. The record is from RefSeq and is a predicted model, not a curated record.